Messenger RNA from Clupea harengus (Atlantic herring), 3087 nucleotides. RefSeq lists its product as uncharacterized. Gene Ontology annotation, molecular function: RNA polymerase II cis-regulatory region sequence-specific DNA binding; DNA-binding transcription factor activity, RNA polymerase II-specific. Gene Ontology annotation, biological process: regulation of transcription by RNA polymerase II. The record is from RefSeq and is a predicted model, not a curated record. NCBI's taxonomy places the organism in Eukaryota, Metazoa, Chordata, Actinopteri, Clupeiformes, Clupeidae.
UUUGGUAUUGUCGCUGGCUACACUCUGCUUGCAAACGUAGCUCCUGACUCAGUUUACUGUCAAAUUCUGUUUCAAGUCGUGCGUAAGCGUUAGUCAGGAGAAGGCCGUUUUUAAUGCAAGGGUAGCCUAUAUCAAGCUGAUUCCACUGGUAUCGCUUGUUACCCUGAAACGUUACAAUGACAAACAACAUCGCUUUUAAAACACAGAUCGCUUCCAUCAUGGAGGUCUUGGCCAACGCGGCGGUAGCAGAAAUAUGCAAGCUUCUCGACGACGAUUAUGCGGUGCUUCGUGUGGAAAUUUCGCAAAGUCAUAACGAAAAUAGGACAUUAAAGAGAAAACUGCAAACGUUGGAGCUUAAAAUGGCCAGAGAACGCGCAGAAAGAACAAUACGAGAACGUGUACCGAACGCUCGCAGUGGGGGAAGAACUUCCGUCAUGGAACGAAACAGAGGAUGGAGAGGUGGUGGUAAUUUCGUAAUCAGAGACAGAUUUCUUGCCAGUCAAGGAGAAAGUUCGUGGAGAGGCAGAAGAUGUUUCACAGAGGAUCCACCCACAAAGCGGACCAGUGAAAUGGAAGAGCCCACAGUUAUUGAGCUGGAAGACCCAGUUGUGCAAAUUAAGCAGGAGAUCCCAGAGGCUGUCCUGCACGAACCUGAGGAAACAUCGUGGAAAAGAGUACUGGGCCCUGUCUGUGAUGGAAUGGUCUCGCACACCGUAAAUGCUGAACCUCUGGCGUCACCAGCUGAGCAGACCGGGAGCAGGGAGAAUGUUGUGGAGGCAGUGAAAGCAGAUCUUGACCUACCAUUGUCUAAGAUGGAGGGACGUGACGAGAGACAAGUAGAUGCAGCAUCAUCUUUUAGCCUCACUGGUUUCAAAGAGUCCGAACUCACAAUUAACAACACAAUGUUUACUUCAAGCUCCAGAGAGGAGCUCAGCGUGCCUCCACCGAUGGAACACCGUGCUUUCAGUUCUGUGGUUAAAAUGGAAUUUGAAGACGCCAACUUGUGCGCUGAACUAAACGGACCAAGUACCUCUGCGGGCCAUUGGUCAGGGACAGUUGGUGUGGAAUGGAAUUCUGGUAUGGCAUCUGGGCAGACUGAGGAUCAUGGAAGCACAAGUAACACUUUGGAGUCCUCAGAUAUGUUCAGCACAAUAUCACACAUCAAGAUGGAGAAUCAAGAAGAGACAGAUGUUAAUGGCCUGGGAGUGAACCGGGCAACACAUUUCCCAGCUGAUGUCUUCUCUGCACCAGACCUGCACCAGCAUAGGAGGCAGUGGCUUUCUCGAAAUUUUAAGAAGAGGAUUUCCGAGGACUUUCAGUCUUCAGACACUUCAGAAAUGCCUGUCUCAACAUUUAUGCAAAUAUGCACACGACAGAGGCCUGGAAAAAGGAGAGAAAGAAAGAAGAAUUUGACUUGCCCAAUUUGUGGUAUAGGAAUUCGUUAUCCAGUAGAAAUGAAAAUCCACCAACGGGUUCACACAGGCGAGAAGCCAUACCGCUGCACCAUGUGUCCAGCUCGCUUUGCACAAUCAGGAUGUCUCAAGGUCCAUCUGAGGUGUCACACAGGAGAGAAGCCAUAUGCCUGCCCUCAGUGUGGGAAAUGCUUCUCCCUGUCCAGCACCCUAAAGUCUCACCUGAGGCUUCACACAGGAGAAAAGCCAUUCAGUUGCUUAUACUGUGACAAGAGCUUUGCGUCAAAGAGAUAUCUCCAAAAGCAUCAGAAGAGAGUUCAUACAGGGACCAUGUCUACUAAAGCUAGCCACUGAAUGGUAACAUAUGUCGUACUCUGCUGACAUCGGGAUACAAUUACGCUCAGAUGUAUCUGGCUAGUUAAAACAUUGUGUGCACUGUGCACUGGUGUAAUUCACCUAUUGUAAAGCCCAGCUCCCCUUAGUUACUGUUGUUAACAGUUACUGUUGUUAAUUCCCUUUAGUUACUGUUGUAAGAAUGCCCCAAGAUGCCCCCAGCCUUCUGGGAUUCACAAUUUUAUGCUUCAUACUGUGUUUCAGCCACCAGCCGCCACUGGUUUGCAUCCACCAAACAUCUGUUCAUUGAUUGAGCCUUUGGCUUUAUUUUGUGAAUCCUUUCAUGCCACAUCGAGUUAUUUUUAUUACUUUCCUCAUUGUACCAGAACAAAUGAUAGGCAGCAAGCUGUAUUACAAUUGCAGGAACUAUAUGCAUUUUAAUUCUUUGAAGCAUGGAAUGUAAUAGCUAAUUCGGUAGCACUUUAGAUAAAAUCAGUACCCAUAAAACAUUCAAAACACAUAAAGUAUGCAUAAAUGCCUCAUAAUGAUUGACAUAAGUCUAUAUAACUACUCAUGUAUAGUAAUGACUGAACUUAUGAAGUGUUACAAUGUUAUAGUAGAAGCCCUUAGAGCUGGAGGUAUCAAAAUACCAGUUGCUUCAGGAAUUUGUGAUCUUGUAUUUUCACAAAUUUACAAAAAAAAAAAAAGUAAUCUACAUUAUAUUGUGGUUGAUUUUAUUUAACUCAAAAUCAUCACAAUUUUAACAGCAAUUUUUGAGAAAUCACUUAAGUUCCUUUUGGCCACUAAAAUCACAAAAAACCCUUGCAAGAUCUUGGUGGGAUGACAAUUUUCAGGAAUCCCUGCAGCAAAUAAAAAUGAUUUAAACCUACAUUUUACCUUUUGAUAAUGGCACUGAUGACAUCUUUGCCUUAUUUCAUAAGCUCUUUAUUCAUCAAAUGCUCUUUAUGAAGCCAUAUGUGACCCCAUACAAGCUUUUAUAAUAAUAGUUGUGUAGGGCUUAUACUACAGCAUCAUAACGGUUUAUGAGUGCAUUCAUGUCUAUUUAUAAAUAGUUAUAAAGACUUAUGUCUGACACAACUUGCAUUAUGAAUACUUUAUAAACAUUGAUAAAUGUGUUUAUAAUGCUUUAUGAAUACUGAGUUGAAGUAAAGUGUUUAUAACAGAAAAUGCUUUUAGCUGAUUAAAUGAUGUAUUGUCCGUAGCAUAACUAGUGUUCCAAUGAUUAAAUAUCUUACUCAUCACGUUUUAAAGCUAAUUGUUUAGCAAGGGCACGCUUGUAAUUAUGUCAGCAUGAUUAAACCUCAUUGUUUUGUUCGGUAAA